Molecule: messenger RNA, 240 nt
Organism: Cylicocyclus nassatus
Lineage: Eukaryota; Metazoa; Nematoda; Chromadorea; Rhabditida; Strongylidae
Source: the annotation of a GenBank genome assembly
AUGCAUUGGAAGCACCGAUUGAACUUCUUGGCAACAAUUUCCAUUGGCGGUGGAGCGCGCAUUCUCCGUAGGGCGCAGAAUGUAUGCAAAACGGCUCUGACCUCUUAUGCAGUUCACCUUGCACAGAGUGCACGCGCCAUUUUUCUUCUAAUCGUACAUCUGCACACGGUGUACUUGUGUCUUUAUUCUUGCCGCAUUUCAGAACAUAAGUUCAUGAAGUUGUAUGUAUCCUACGAAUAG